Molecule: messenger RNA, 2442 nt
Organism: Babesia ovata
Lineage: Eukaryota; Apicomplexa; Aconoidasida; Piroplasmida; Babesiidae
Product: pre-mRNA-splicing factor SYF1
Exons: 2
Coding region: 1-2442 (813 amino acids)
Biological process (GO): mRNA splicing, via spliceosome; generation of catalytic spliceosome for first transesterification step
Cellular component (GO): post-mRNA release spliceosomal complex; Prp19 complex; U2-type catalytic step 2 spliceosome
Molecular function (GO): protein binding
Source: RefSeq, a predicted model, not a curated record
AUGGCGCCAAAGGGGCAAUCCGGGCACACGGCCGCCGGCGGCGAUGUCUACGACGCCGCGGCCUAUCUGGAUACCACAUACGAUCGCAAAAAACACGAGGAAUUAGCGGCAUUGUACGAUGAAAGAUUCCACAAAGACAUAGACAGAUACCCGGACCUCUGCAAACCAUGGGUAGACCACAUCGCACUCCUCAAGUCGCUGAGGCAGCCUGGCAGCCACGCCAGGGUAUACCGGAUAAAGGAUAUAUGCAUGCUCGAAACUGUGUCGGCGGAAGCACCGACUCACAACGAGAGAACUGCCGCGAGUGGUCAGGAACACGAUAACGACCCAAUCACCGAAAGGAUUCUGGCCACCUACGAACGGGCGGUAAAGUACGUGCCGCUGAGUUACAAAGUGUGGUACGGCUACAUCAGGGACAGCAUAGAGGCAAUCAAGGCGCCGUUCUACGCAAAUCCGGCUGCGUAUCUGCGCAUUAACCGGGUAUUUGAGAACUGUCUGGUUCACGUCUACGCCGCGCCGGCGAUAUACCUGCUCUACGGGCAGUUCCUCCGAACGCAGAACAUGAUCACACGCGCAAGACGAACGUACGACCGAGCGCUGCUCAACCUUCCCAUCACGCAGCAUGCGAUGGUGUGGAACCACUACCUCCAGUUCGUCAAAGAGGUGGACCUGCUGCCGAUGGGGAGGGCGGUGCUCAGGCGCUACAUCCAGCUCAAGCCGAACCACAGGGAAACGCUGUAUGAAUUGCUGAAACGCCAUAAGCAAUAUGACGAGGCGUGUGUGGUGCUUUGCGAACUGCUCAACGAUGAUAAGUUCGUGUCCGAAAGCGGCAAGUCGCAGUAUGACCUGUGGGUGGAACUUUGCGAGCUUGUCAGAGACAACUCACACCACAUACACAGCAUCCCAAUAGACGCUAUCAUAAAAGAAGGAAUCGGCAAGUACAGCGACCAGGUUGCGCAGCUUUGGGUCAUACUGGCUGACAUACAUAUACUUAGGGGACAAAUGCACAGCGCACGCGACGUGUAUGAGGAGGCACUGAAGUCGGUCACAACGGUCCAAGACUUUUCAACCAUUUUUGAGGUCUACGCCAGGUUCCUGGAAAAGUUAGCCAAGGAGCGUAAGAAAACCGCAGGAGCCGCUACCGACGUGAUCAUCACCGUGGACAGGCUGGAGAACCUUAUCAAUACACGUGCCGUUCUCAUGGCAAACGUCAAGCUAAAACAAAACGUGCACAACGUGUACAAUUGGCUCCACUACGCGCAGCUCAUGGAGAGCGACCCGAGCAAGACGCAGCAAAUCUUUGAACAGGCUGUUGCUGCAGUGGACCCGAAGCGGUCGGUCGGCAGGGUCACCGAAUUGUGGACCGCAUACGCCUCACAUUUCGAAUCAAGCGGGGACAUCUAUGCCGCUGAUCGCGUCUACGAGAAGGCCGUGGAGGGGAACUUCAAGUAUGUCGACGACCUGGCGUCCAUCUGGUGCGCUUGGGUGGAAAUGCACCUGAGGAAACAAAACUUUAAGAGAGCGUUAGAUAUCGCAAGACAGGCUAUUGAUGUGAGGAACAAAAAGGAUCCGAACCACGUACAGCAGAGGUUGUAUCGAUCGGUAAAACUCUGGAGUCUGUGUUUGGACCUGGAGCAGAACCUGGGAACCAUCGCAACCUGCAGAUCAACGUUUGACCUCAUGGUCGAACUCAAAGUGGUAACACCACAAAUUGCACUCAACUUCGCCACGUUUCUGGAGGAUAACAGAUACUUCGAAGCCUCGUUCAGUGUAUUCGAGAAAUGUGUCGCCCUGUUCAAGUGGCCGCAGCUCUACUACCUCUACCUGCCGUACCUCACCAAGUUUGUCAAAAGGUACCGCGGGCGCAAACUGGAGCGUGCACGCGAAAUAUUUUACCAAUGCCUAAACCCGGGGCAGGACUCCAAAACGGGAGAUGUGCCCGCGCAGUACGUCAAGUAUCUCUACUUUCUCUUCGCCCACAUGGAAGAGGAAUUCGGGCUCGUCAGGCGCUGCCUAGGCAUACUCAAAGACGCCGCCAAGUGCGCAGACAGGGGGGACCAACUCACCAUGAUCAAGUUGUACCUGGCCAAAACGGCGGAAUUUUACGGAAUAGUGCAGACGAGGAACAUAUACCAGGAGUGCCUAGAGUUCGUAGAUGAUGAAUACGCGCGCGAACUCUGCGAUAUGUACAUCCAGAUGGAAAGAGGUCUCGGAGAAAUUGACCGUGCUCGUGCCAUAUUCAUCUACUGCUCGCAGCUCUGCGACCCGGAAAAACACGAAAAGUUCUGGAAAGACUGGCGCGAAUUUGAAGUGCUACAUGGAAACGAAGAGUGCUUCAGAGAAAUGCUCAGAAUUAAACGCAGCGUACAAGCAAAAUACAGCAAGGUGCACUUUAACACCGAAGAGAUUGAUGUCGAACAAGACCAGCCACAGGGAACCUAA